AUGAUAUCUUCUACCUUCUCGAUACUGGCCUUGCCAGCCGUCUCCCUCGCCUUAAGCCAGCAGCAACCUCUCUACUCCUCCUACGAUUUCAACCCUCUCGAGCAUCUCGCCGGCAUAGCCCCGUACUUCGAACCCAACGACCCAGCAAAAGACCCCUCCCCACCGCAAGGCUGCCACGUUACAAAAGCCGCUUACCUCGUCCGCCACGCCGCCAUCAACGCCAACGACUUCGACUACGAAUCCUACCUAGGCCCCUUCGCCUCGAAACUCAAGAAUACCACCACAGAUUUCAGCAAGAUCCCGGGCUUGACCUUCCUCGCGACGUGGAAAGAGCCCGAUGUCAAGGAACAGGAACGCGUCACGAGGACGGGAAAGUUGGAGGCGGCGCAGUUGGGCGUGCAGCUUUCGUAUCGGUAUCCUGAUUUACGACUGCCGAAGCGCGUGUGGUCGAGUACGUCGGAACGAACGACUGUGAGCGCUGAGGCGCUGAUUCGGGGGUUCGAGACGGACGAGGAUGAGAUUGAGCUCGUGCAGAUUUACGAGAGCAAGGAGUCUGGCGCGGAUAGUUUGACGCCGUAUCAGGCGUGUCCGGCGUAUUCGUCCUCGCGGGGAUCGCAGCAGAGCCAGGCUUUCGCGAAGAAGUACACGGCACCGAUUUUGGCGAGGCUGAGGGCGCAGGCGCCGCGGUUUAAUUGGACUUCUGAUGAUGUGAUUGGUAUGCAGGAGUGGUGUGGGUAUGAGACUGUCAUCCGAGGGGAUUCGCCGUUCUGUUCCUUGGAGCUGUUCAGUCCCGAUGAGUGGCUGGCGUUUGAGUAUACGCAGGAUUUGAUGUAUCACCACAACACCGGGUACGGGAAUGACGUUUCUGGGUCGAUUGGAUACCCGUGGCUCAAUGCGACUGCGGACCUCCUCGCUACGCCGCCCGAGUCGGACGAUCAGGAUAUUUACAUUUCGUUCACGCAUCGAGAACUCCCGCCUACUGUGUUGGUCGCCAUGGGCUUGUUCAACAAUUCGGAUUUGACCGGUGCCAACGAUAUCAACGCCACCAUGCCCACGACCCGCAUCAACUACCACCGCCAAUGGGUCUCUUCGUACAUCCUCCCCUUCCUCACGAACGUGGCCGUCGAGCAGAUGAACUGCUCCGCUUCGUAUGGGUACCAAAACUCUACAGACCCAACUUACUAUCGCGUUCUGGUGAACAGAAGCCCGCAAGUGUUGCCGGAUUGCUACGAUGGACCUCUGGAGAGCUGUUCUGCGAAGGUAUUCCAGAAUUUCGUGCAAGAGAGGGGGGAAGUCUUUGGAGACUUUGGUGGUGCUUGUGGAGUCAAGUACUCGAACUCGACGAAUGUUACGGGGUUCUAUCAGAAUCAGACGAAGGGGGAGACGGUUGGGAAGAGGUGA
Zasmidium cellare ATCC 36951 is the source of this 1401-nucleotide messenger RNA. RefSeq lists its product as uncharacterized. The coding region runs from base 1 to 1401 and encodes 466 amino acids. Lineage: Eukaryota; Fungi; Ascomycota; Dothideomycetes; Mycosphaerellales; Mycosphaerellaceae. Gene Ontology annotation, molecular function: acid phosphatase activity. The transcript has a single exon. The record is from RefSeq and is a predicted model, not a curated record. Gene Ontology annotation, cellular component: fungal-type cell wall.